CCCCACACCCUCCGCCGUGAUGCUUGCCACUCUUCCACGGUUGGAAUGGACGACGCGUGUUUCUGAUCUGAAAAUAAAAGAGAACCGAGCUGAUGUGUUGAUGGAGAUGCGAUGGUGCACGAGGAAGGCGGUGUGAACCAUGAUCGACAGAGGAACACGGAGAGAGGAAUCUGGAGGCAAAUAAUCCAUCUACAGGGCGAAGAAGAAGGAGAUGAGGACCAUGAUGGCUCCGCUGAAAACAACAUUAUUAGUGUUCGUGCUGUGGGAGCUGCAGUGCGCUGUGUGCCGUGACGUAACUGUUCCCCCUGGACCCCUUUUCCGUGUUGCUGGGUUCCCCCUCUCUCUGCCGUGCAGCGUGUCAGGAUACGAAGGCUCGCGGAUGCAGGACUUUGAGUGGUUCUUGUACCGAGACGAUUCUGCUGGAAGGCAGAUAGGAGUUGUGUCCACCAGGGACAAAGGCUUCCCGUACGCUAUAUUCCAGUCCAGAGUGAUUAAUGGGGACAUGAGGGUGGAGAGAGACUUGGGGGACAAGGUGCGACUGGUGAUCCAGAGGCUUCGGGCUGAAGACCAGGGGAGAUACGAGUGUUACACGCCCAGCACAGACAGCAAAUAUCAGGGGAAUUACAGCGCCUCAGUCACAGUCCAAGUGAUUCCAGAUACCCUCCAGAUCAGCUACACCCGCUCACUAACUGGGCAGCCCGUGCCAGAGGGGGCUGAAUUAACCCUGACCUGCUCAGCUGGCAUCCAAUCAGAGCAGCUCACCCACCUGUCCAUCACGUUUGGAAAGCGGGCUGGUGGAGAUGCUUCGGCUAUCGGAGCUGGAGGGGAGGUCAGCACCGUUAAAGAGAUCAUCUCCAUCGACAAACUGCUGGGGGUCGUACCUGGGCGAUUCUACAAGAAGCGCUAUGAUGACAGAGAGAUCACACUGGAGAAAAGGAACGGAGAGGGAGGGUUGGGGGUGUUUGUGAUGAGGAUGAUGGCAGUGCAGCCCGACGACUCCGGCUCUUAUUUCUGUGAGGCCUCGCAGUGGAUUCUGGACCCUGAUCGGUCGUGGCAGAAGAUUGCUCAGAGGACGCUGGAUAUCGGCAACUUGACUGUUCAGCAGCUAGCAGAGUCUCUGAGUGUAGCGUCCUCACCCAGAGGGGAGGUGACCCUCCAGGUUGGGUCUCCUCUCAUCUUGACCUGUGAGGUGCUGGGCCUGCCGUCUGAGGUGAACUCAGGUCUGCUGGUGCAGUGGAUGAAAAGGGGAUCUGUAAGCAGUGAUGGAGUGGGAGGAGGAGUCGAGGUUCAGGUGGCCCAGAUGAGUCCAGGUGGUAUUGUGAGCUGGGGAGAUGACCUCAGCAGAGCAAGUGGGGGCUCCAUGGAGAAAAUCGCUGAGAGGAAAUACUCCCUGAAGCUCUUCUCGGCUCAGCCCUCAGACUCAGGGGUGUAUCGGUGUGUGGUGAGUGUUUAUGCUGGAAGGAAAAACCCUGGUCCCUCUACGCCUGCAACACUCACCCAGAGGUCAGAGGGUGUCACUGUCAACCUGAAGACCAAAGACAUUUUGGUUUCAGCUGUGGCUCAGCUCCCCCGUGGCCCCCUGCUGAAACGGGGAAGCACCAUCACCUUAAUCUGCAACGUCACUGUGACAGCCACAGGCCCCACCCAGGCUCAGGUGCAGUGGCUGCGAUGGCCAAUCCCCAAAAUGACCAAGAAGGAAUCAGCUCCAUUAGAGCCCCCUGCUGUCAAAGAGCCCUCACUCAUUGCUGUUCUGAUGUACAGCGGUGUCGCAAAUAUACUAAACAAUAAGAGUGAGAUCAGCGUCGACCGGCUGUCCGCUGUCAGCUACAGACUGAGGGUCCACACGGUGACAGAAGAAGACCAGGGCAUGUACAUGUGUCGCGCUGAGGCGUGGGGGCAGGACCCACAUGGAGGCUGGUACAACUCUGGGGCCAAAGCAGAGUCUAAUGCAGUGACUGUGUACCUGUAUGCCAGAGUGGAAGACCUCCUCCUCAUCCCUUUGGUGGUUGGAGUCUCUUCAGCUUUAUUCAUCGGCAUCGUCAUCAUCUCAGCUGUAACCUGCUGCUUCAUGAAGCGGUUAGCGAGACAGCGUGCCCCAAAAUAAGUGUCCUACCGCCUCCAGCUGACUUCUUUUUACUGAAAGAGGCUUUGCACGGAUCGUAACGAAAGGAAAAGUCCCUCAAGAAAGAACUUAAAGAUAAGAUCAAGUAGAAAUGACUUUCACAUUUUGUCUGUUAAAACUUUUUU
Messenger RNA from Nematolebias whitei (Rio pearlfish), 2247 nucleotides. RefSeq names its product immunoglobulin superfamily, member 8 (gene igsf8). The coding region runs from base 212 to 2104 and encodes 630 amino acids. The record is from RefSeq and is a predicted model, not a curated record. The transcript is spliced from 8 exons. NCBI's taxonomy places the organism in Eukaryota, Metazoa, Chordata, Actinopteri, Cyprinodontiformes, Rivulidae.